Daldinia decipiens is the source of this 2648-nucleotide messenger RNA. RefSeq lists its product as uncharacterized. NCBI's taxonomy places the organism in Eukaryota, Fungi, Ascomycota, Sordariomycetes, Xylariales, Hypoxylaceae. The record is from RefSeq and is a predicted model, not a curated record. The transcript has a single exon. Bases 670 to 2466 code for a protein of 598 amino acids.
CUGACGGCAACUAAGGCUAGAGAUACCAAAACUGUUGAUCCGCCAGCCUUGGUAUAAAUUCUCGAGUUUUAGACCUAGGUAAUACUGCCUACGUGUCAAAAUCAUACAUACAACUUCAGGGAUCGGAAUCGAUCAACCUUAAACCUAUCUGGAUUAUAGCAUUCCAGGGCGUCGUUUUAUCUCUUCGGGCGACCAUUGAAUGGUUGGGGCGGCAGACCGAACAUAUAUCUCUACACAGACCGGGCGAUCACCGGGUACAAGUACACACGCCUGCGAGAAGGGACGGAAGCCCCAAGCGCUUAUGUUAGCAAUGGGAUGAUGUCGUAAAAUGAACAGCGGUAACGCCCAGCUUCCUAGCAUCCCUGGAUAAUAGUUUUAAAACAAGGGAAAGUGCAAAAUGUUAUCAUGUAUCGCUAUAGUCAAUCGGAAAAGUGCUAGCUAAUAGCCCCUUGAUCUGGAACCUAUAUCUUCGAGACCGUCCCCCACCGAAUCCCCAUGGGGUGACUGGAUCUAUCGCCCUUUUGUGCAUCUUAGAAGAGGAUCUUAAAACUCUCUAUUUAUAUAUAAUCUAGGUGUCUUGUGCUCUGAGCCAACUAGACGCCUAUAUUCUGCCUUGUGCACAUUUGCCCAUUUAAGCGGCCGCUCCUACGCAGCUGAACUAUCCCUACGAUGGCAGAAAAUCACGGCGCGCUGCCUCCUAAUGGACCCCACAAGGCUCAAGCGCCUCCUGCGGGAUUCGGCGGCCGUCCGGUAGGACAGUCGCAGUCUAUGCCCCAGCAAGCAAUCCCGCCACGAGCUGGACUCCCGGUGGACCAGACUAGGGGCCCUUCUGUUAAGAUUUCUGACGUAAGCCGUGGUCUUAUGACCGUAGAUGACAUGAAAGAAGAACUCGCGGAGUAUGUUCUUUUCCGGUUUGAGAAAUACGCAGCGCGAAGUCUAUAUGACGACGAAGGACGAUUGCAACAUCCUACGUGGGAUAAGGCAAUUAGAUCUCUGGUUCAGAGUAUGUCGACUGGGGAGAUAAAGCGUCGGAUUCAAUAUCUGAAUAGGAAGACUCGCACACUUACCGACAAAUUAAGAUCUCUAAGCCCUGCGCUCCAGCGGCAAAUCGACGAGGCGACAGAAGAACUCACGAUACAGAACCCAGACCCGUUUAACUAUCGCUGGGUGCUUGUACAGCUAGACCAUCAACUUGCAGAAAUUGAUCCGCAUGUUUUCGUGGCUAGAGGAAGCCAUCCACAACCUCGACGACAUCAUGGCAUAUCCAGGAGGCGAGCGCAUCGACAAACAAAUGGGAACAAACCCAGAUCUUUCAAGAGGAUCUCAUUGACAACAUUUUUCAAACGUGUUCCUAAGGCAGAUGCUGAUAUCCUUGCUCUCUACGAAGCAAAAAAAAGAAUGCCCUUCUCGCAAAAUAAUCACCCCCCCAAUCCGCACCCACAGCCGCAGCCGCAGCCGCAGUCACAACCACAACCACAACCACAACCACAACCACAACCACACCAUGGUUCGAAUCCUCAAAUAUCCCCACUAAAACCUGGUCCUGUCGAAGGUAGGCCACCAUUGGGACCGGAUGGGAAUCGCCCACAACCGGUCCCGACACGUCCUAACGGGUCAGGACCAGGGCCAGGAACCAAACGGUCUAGUGUGAAUAAUACUACAGCUGGCAGCGGAGAAAGACCAAAAGCUGCCGGUAUAAAACACAACAGGCUUGAAAGCGACUCGGGUUACUCCGACUGUCUGUCGGAUAGAUCAUUUGAUAGUCAAAUGACGCCGGACACUUCCUACUCGCCCGAAUCGCUCAAUAGGGGUAGAAACCGCGGACGAACCCAUAACAAGGCUCGUGUACCAGUUCCGAGCUUGAGCAGAAGACAUGACGCGAAUAGACUUGGUCGGGGCCUACCUGAAUAUUACACAAACUACAACAAUCGUUUUGACAUCGGAAAUGGGGUUAGGAUACCACCUACGCCGGGACCUCUUCCGUCCCAGAUGACGUCCCCUAUUGAUAUCGACAGAGCUACAGACGAUGCUUACCUCGCGGGUGUCCUCCGCGGGAGAAACGAUGCGUGGAUGACACAACAGCGAGCACGCCGCGAAGCUCGGUACCCAAGGCCUAGUCCGCGCUUUAUUUCAGGAGCGAGGUCGCCAGUUGCUCCAUAUAGAAGAUAUAUAUCUACCUCGGACCGACGAGGAGAUAUUGAUGAAGAAAUAUCGCGUCUCAACCGCUUGUCUCUUGAUGACGAUGAAGACGACUACGAUACUGUAUUGCGACGGGUGGAUGGCCGUCGACGAAGAGAGUUUGAAUAUCUCGUGCAGGAAGGGUCGGUCUUGGAAGACGAUCCAUUUGAUCGAGAGAGGUCAUCACACCCGAGACAUAGCGGGAGACAGUAUGAAGAAUCUUACGUUACGGAUGGUUCUGAUAGCGAGUUUAGUUUGCCGCGAAGGAGGAGGCGUUUUCACCACUGAAUUCAUUUGCAACUUGAAAAGUAAAGUUAUAAUAUGAUAUUUCUGAUAUGAAAGAGAUCGGUAUAGGAGAGAGGUAUAUACCUACAUAUGUGUGUAUAGGAGAGACCUGUUAGCCUGUUGGGGAUGCGGGAUGUAUGCAGUACUAGAUUGAGUAUAUGACGUAUAGAAUAAACAUGUGUAUA